Zygotorulaspora mrakii is the source of this 2139-nucleotide messenger RNA. RefSeq names its product Vba4p (gene VBA4). The coding region runs from base 1 to 2139 and encodes 712 amino acids. Gene Ontology annotation, molecular function: basic amino acid transmembrane transporter activity. The transcript has a single exon. Gene Ontology annotation, biological process: transmembrane transport; basic amino acid transport. Gene Ontology annotation, cellular component: fungal-type vacuole membrane. NCBI's taxonomy places the organism in Eukaryota, Fungi, Ascomycota, Saccharomycetes, Saccharomycetales, Saccharomycetaceae. The record is from RefSeq and is a predicted model, not a curated record.
AUGGGUAAAAAGGAUAGGCAGCGCAAAAAGCUGCGUCAGUUUAUCCGGAAGAAGAAAGAGCAAGAGCGACUCACUAAGAUUCGAGAACUGGACAUCUCACACCAAGAUAUUGAGACUACAGAUAAAGUGAAUGAUGAAUCAAAUGGGGAAAUUUCACGUGAAGAUAUUGGUACCGUAAACCAAGAGAGCUCAAAAAACUCCGUUGAUAGCGCUCUUCAGAAUAUAGUAGCAAAUACUUCUCAAACUUCAGGCAGCGCACAUACGCAGAUCAACGUAGAGGACGGAUGUGAAGCUGCUGUGAAUGAAAGCAACUAUAUCAAACCAAUAAGAAAAGAACUUUUGCAAGAUCCAGAAUCUGACUUGCCCGGUUUUGUUGCUGGUCUGAUAGAAGAGCAAGAGGUGGAAUAUCUCGAGGCACACAGGUCCUCACAAAAUUAUGGUACAAUCAAUAGGAAGAGCACGGACCAAGUACAAGUGCAAGGAGUUUCACAGACAAAACCAUUCGAUGAGGAUACAACUUCAAGCCAGGAAUUGCAAAUCUCCGGCGCGAGAAUAAAUGCUAUUAUGCUUUCUAUGUACCUGGGAAUAUUCCUUGCUGCUAUUGAUAAUACUAUAAUUUCUACAAUUUCGGCGCAUAUUGCAUCUGAAUUCAAUGAGCUACCCAAGAUUUCGUUGGUUGCAACAGCUUAUCUACUUUCAAGUGCGACUUUCCAACCACUAUACGGUAAAGUUUCAGAUAUCUUCGGCCGAAAACCACUAUUAAUUUUUACCAACGUUGCAUUUCUCUGCGGUUGUCUAAUUUGCAGCUUAAGCAACUCAUUAUGGUGGUUGGUUUUUGGUAGAUUUAUAGCAGGAAUCGGAGGCGGAGGUGUGACUUCCAUGAGCUCCAUUACCAUCACCGACAUUGUCCCUUUGAGAGAAAGAGCUUUAUAUCAAGGUAUAUGUAAUUUUUUCUUCGGACUUGGUACUGCAUGUGGUGGUAUAGUUGGGGGUUGGUUUAGCGACAGCUUUGGUGGUUGGAGAAUGGCAUUUUUAGUUCAGGUACCACUAUCGGCAAUUAGUGUAAUCCUAAUAAUAUCUUUUCUGCAACUACCACCUAAAGCUGAAGAUAUAGAUUCCAACGAUGAAGGCUGCUCCGGUAUUAGGUCCAAAUUAUUAGCCAUCGAUUGGCUGGGUGCAACUGCCAUGGUUAUGUUUUUAUCAUUAUUUUUGGUGACGGCUUCCUUAGGAGGAAAAGAAAUACCAUUUGAGUCGAAGAUGUUCCCUACAAUGUGCUUUGCAUCCGUUUUAAGUUUUGCAAUAUUUGUUUACGUCGAACUAAAAGUUGCCAUAGAUCCAAUCUUACCAUUAUCGUUUCUAAAAGACAGAAAUGUGCUGGGAUCGAGUUUAAGCAAUUGCUUUGGAAUGAUGUCCAUGAUGACAACAAGUUACUACUUACCAAUCUACUUCUCUGGGGUAUUGAAUAUGAAACCAAUUGAUAUCGGUAAAAGGUUAGCGCCAAACUUCUUCAGCGUAUCAUUUGGCUCUCUGGGAGCCGGCUACUACAUGAAGAAAACUGGGAAAUACUAUUGGUUUGUGGUCUUGUUCUGCGUAAUUGCCGUACUGGGACAGCUGCAAAUCUACUUGAUACGACCCACUAUAGCCACUUGGAGACAGUUUAUACUGACAAUGGUGCCGGGGUUUGGCGCAUCUGUUAUGAUAACCGUGUCGCUUUUGGCAAUGAUUGCCGCGGUGCCACAGCAACACCAGGCCUCCACCACAUCCAUCUCCUACGCUUUCAGAUCGGUUGGCUGUACACUGGGUGUCGCCAUCGGUGGUGCCAUCUUCCGUGAAUCGCUAAACGACUAUCUAAACAAGCAAGUUAUGGAGUUUUUGUCAGACAAAUAUCCAAAGGAAAAACUGCUGAGGAUCAUUCACAGCGCCUCAAGCUCGUCGGAGUGGGUACAUACUUCGUCUCCCAAGAAUCUACGUCCAACUCUGAUCAACUGCUACCACCUAGCAUGCAAGAACACUUUCUUGUUCUGUCUCCUAUGCGCUGUAGCAACUCUGAUGAGCAUUUCAAUUAUCAGAGAGAAGAAACUUCACGCGACGAUUGACAGAAGCGAGUCAACCGCGGAAGAGUCAACCCACCUUGUUUAG